CAGAAUUAACUAUUUCUUGGAUAUAAGUUGAUCGUGUACCGAAUAAUUUACAUUUCGCUAUAUCACGCGAGGACUGACUAUAGAAACGAAAAUGGAAAUUUCAAUUCGCACCUUACCCCUACUGUUGCUCGUGGCCUCCACGCUAGCCCAAUACGAGGGCUACCACGGCUACGAGCACGACAUAGACGCCUACAGCUUCAAGCCAGCAUUGCCGCCCCAGAGCUUAGACGACCAAUACCAUCAUGAAGAGGAGGACAUCGACUAUCACGCUCAUCCGAAGUACGCGUUCGAUUACUCCGUGAAGGACCCGCACACCGGAGACGACAAGGAGCACUGGGAGACGCGCGACGGCGACAAAGUUAAAGGCAGCUACACCCUAACUGAAACCGACGGCACAAAACGAGUGGUGGAAUACGAGGCGGACGACAAGCACGGUUUCAACGCCGUCGUGCACAAGAUCGGCAAACCCGUGGAUCACGUGGAACAGAUCCAGGCGGUCAAGUACGAACCCAUUCAGUACCACCACGAGUUCAGUCCGCAGCAGUUUGAUGAUGGAUUCGUGCCCAUAGCUGGGUACGCGCAUCAUUAGAAUUAUCAGUCUUAAGAAUAUAAGUUAUUUCGUCAACAUUUCGAUUUGAAAACUACCGUGAUACUCCAAAUAUCAAAACGGGUCCCCCACAAACGGGUAACGAGGAGCAUUUAUCGAUGAGCCAACGCAUGUUGACUGUCAAUUAAAGGUCCUCGAUAUAGAGCAAAACAUGUCUAACAAUCUGAUUUAUAAAACGUGGACGACCCUUUUUACGUCAAUUUUAUGGCUAUUUUAAAAAAUUGUCCCUUUUAUUCAGCAGGAAACUUUUAAUGCUUAAAAUAACUAAUUUAUAGAUUGGUGUCGAAAAAUCCCAUUACAUUA
This is a messenger RNA of Cydia fagiglandana, 910 nucleotides long. RefSeq names its product cuticle protein 7-like (gene CPR133). The transcript is spliced from 5 exons. The coding region runs from base 92 to 589 and encodes 165 amino acids. Lineage: Eukaryota; Metazoa; Arthropoda; Insecta; Lepidoptera; Tortricidae. The record is from RefSeq and is a predicted model, not a curated record. Gene Ontology annotation, cellular component: extracellular matrix.